GUCACCGCGGCAGAGGGCGCAGGCGGCUGGGCUAGCCGGGCCUGUAGACUCUUCGGGCCGUUCCGCUCGGACCCUGGCCCUGGUUCUGGCCCCGCGAUGGGAGCUGCUCCCUGGGGGCUGAGCUUGUCGGCAUCUUCCACUGCCCUGCGCCCCUGAAGUCGGAGAAGAGCCCAUCUCUACUUACAUCCUUGCCCCUUUUGGGGGUUGCGUCGGUUUGUCCGGUAUUCAGCCUUAGCGACCGGUCCAUUCCGAUAAAGGAUCAAGACGAUGAUACUGGCAUCGGUGUUGGGGAGUGGUCCCCGGAGUGGGCAUCCACUCCUGCCCCUCCUGGGACCUGCACUCUCGCUCCGGGCCCGCUCCACAUCAGCCACCGAUACACACCACGUGGAGAUGGCACGGGAACGCUCCAAGACCGUCACCUCCUUUUACAACCAGUCAGCCAUCGACGUGGCAGCGGAGAAGCCCUCCGUCCGACUCACUCCCACCAUGAUGCUCUAUUCUGGCCGCUCUCAGGACGGCAGCCACCUUCUGAAAAGUGCCCGGUACUUGCAGCAAGAGUUGCCAGUGAGGAUUGCUCACCGCAUCAAGGGCUUCCGCAGCCUUCCUUUCAUCAUUGGCUGUAACCCUACCAUACUGCACGUGCAUGAACUGUACAUCCGUGCCUUCCAGAAGCUGACAGACUUUCCUCCGAUCAAGGACCAGGCAGACGAAGCCCAAUACUGCCAGCUGGUGCGACAGCUGCUGGAUGACCACAAGGAUGUGGUGACCCUCUUAGCUGAGGGCCUUCGUGAGAGCCGGAAACACAUAGAGGAUGAGAAGCUCGUCCGCUUCUUCCUGGACAAGACACUGACUUCCCGGCUUGGGAUCCGCAUGUUGGCCACGCAUCAUCUGGCACUGCAUGAGGACAAGCCCGAUUUUGUUGGUAUCAUCUGCACUCGUCUCUCACCAAAGAAGAUUAUUGAAAAGUGGGUGGACUUUGCCAGACGCCUGUGUGAGCACAAGUACGGCAACGCCCCCCGUGUCCGCAUCAAUGGACAUGUGGCCGCCCGUUUCCCCUUCAUCCCCAUGCCGCUGGACUACAUCCUGCCGGAACUGCUCAAGAAUGCCAUGAGAGCCACGAUGGAGAGUCACCUGGACACUCCCUACAAUGUCCCAGAUGUGGUCAUCACCAUCGCCAACAAUGAUAUCGAUCUUGUCAUCAGGAUUUCAGACCGGGGCGGGGGAAUCGCUCACACAGACCUGGAUCGGGUUAUGGACUACCACUUCACUACAGCGGAGGCCAGCACCCAGGACCCACGGAUCAGCCCCCUCUUUGGUCACCUGGACAUGCACAGUGGUGCCCAGUCAGGACCCAUGCACGGGUUUGGCUUUGGGCUUCCCACAUCACGGGCCUAUGCGGAGUAUCUUGGUGGUUCCCUUCGGCUACAGUCUCUGCAGGGCAUUGGCACGGAUGUCUACCUACGGCUCCGUCACAUCGAUGGCCGGGAGGAAAGCUUCCGCAUCUGACUCCAUGGUCCUUGGCCCGCUUGCCAGCCCAGCCUGGGCCACACACCCUGCCAGAACCUUGUGGGCCAGGCGGGGUGCUCCCUGCUCCACACGCUGCUGCAUCUUGGGUCUUAGGGCCCCAAACAGAUGGACUUAGAUGGAGCCAGGUGCCACUCCUUCUCUACAGGGUCCACUGCUUCCUUGUCUCCAGGCCUUGGAGGAGGAGAGAAAGUGGGGAUUCUGCAGGCCUCCAGUACCAGCUCCAUCAUUCUAGAUCCUGGGGAAUCCCAACUUUGACCUGCUGUUUGUUAUUAAAGUUCACGUUUUGAAUGCCCUCUUGGGCCCCUUGUGUAGGGAGGGCAGGUGA
Molecule: messenger RNA, 1852 nt
Organism: Talpa occidentalis (Iberian mole)
Lineage: Eukaryota; Metazoa; Chordata; Mammalia; Eulipotyphla; Talpidae
Gene: BCKDK
Product: branched chain keto acid dehydrogenase kinase
Exons: 12
Coding region: 268-1506 (412 amino acids)
Biological process (GO): protein phosphorylation; regulation of glucose metabolic process
Cellular component (GO): mitochondrion
Molecular function (GO): pyruvate dehydrogenase (acetyl-transferring) kinase activity
Source: RefSeq, a predicted model, not a curated record